This is a messenger RNA of Lathyrus oleraceus (garden pea), 1424 nucleotides long. RefSeq names its product thylakoid membrane protein TERC, chloroplastic. The coding region runs from base 175 to 1236 and encodes 353 amino acids. The record is from RefSeq and is a predicted model, not a curated record. NCBI's taxonomy places the organism in Eukaryota, Viridiplantae, Streptophyta, Magnoliopsida, Fabales, Fabaceae. The transcript is spliced from 14 exons. Gene Ontology annotation, cellular component: membrane.
AAAUAUGUAAAUAAUAUUCCGAGUGUGCUUGUGACCACACUCCUUAACCCAAAACCCAAAAACAACAACAACUUAUCUUCUGUACUUGUAGCGCAAACAAACAAACUGUCUGAGAAGGAGAAAAGAAGAGGUUGAUUCAUUCGGUUUUAAUUCUUCUUUCUGAACUCAAGAAUUAUGGGUUUGGCUUCUGUGGUUCAAAUUCCAUUGAAUCACAAUGGCGUUCUCAGAAUCAGGGUUUCAUCUUCCCUCAACUUCCUUCACCAUCCUAUCUCUUCUUUAUCCUCAGUUGAUCAUUUUCAUCGUCCUCUACGCCUUCAAGUUUCAUGCCCCAAACCAAUUCGUCAGGUUCAUCCGUUUCAUGCUUCAGAAGUGAAGAGAAUUACUGCUCAACCAAAGGAUGAGAUAUCUUCUACUGAGGAAUCACAGAGCUCUGCUGUUAGAACUGUAGCCUUAUGGGUUUUCGCAGCAGUAGCGUUUGGUGUUGGCUUGGGUUUUAAAGAAGGCUAUGAAAAGGCGUCUGAAUUUUUUGCUGGAUACAUAUUGGAGCAAAGUCUCUCCGUGGAUAAUCUCUUUGUCUUUGUUCUAAUAUUCAAAUACUUCAAAGUGCCAGCUUUGUAUCAGAAUCGUGUACUUUCCUAUGGUAUUGCCGGUGCAGUUGUUUUUCGCCUGACAAUAAUACUUCUUGGAACAGCCACCAUUCAGAGGUUUGAGGCAGUAAACCUUCUAUUGGCGGCAAUAUUACUCUUCUCAUCAUUUAAGCUAUUUGCUAGUGAAGACGAAGAGUCAGACUUAUCUGAUAACUUUUUGGUGAAGACAUGCCAGAAACUUAUCCCUGUAACAACAAAUUAUGAUGGAAACAAGUUCAUAACAAAGCAGGAUGGAAUAUGGAUGGCCACACCUUUGCUUCUUACAGUAGCAGUUAUUGAACUCAGUGACAUUGCAUUUGCUGUGGACUCAAUACCUGCAGUUUUUGGUGUAACACGGGAUCCAUUUAUAGUGUUUUCUUCUAAUCUUUUUGCCAUUCUGGGCUUGAGGUCACUUUACUUGAUAAUUUCGGAGGGUAUGUCAGAAUUGAAGUACUUACAGCCAUCCAUUGCUGUUGUUCUUGGAUUUAUCGGGUGUAAGAUGAUCUUGGACUAUUUUGGAAUCCAUGUCUCAACAGAAGCAUCGCUCGGUUUCGUAGCCUCUAGUCUUUCCAUUGGAGUGAUAUUAAGUCUGGCUAACAAAUCCGACUAAGCUUAUAGACCAACUCAGAAUGAGUUGAGCUCUGCAUGAUUGCUUCUAUUUUACAGCAAUCCAAUUCUCCCCCACCCCAAAUAAAAGAAAAAUCCAUAUAUUCUUCCUUUAUCAUCUUGUAUACUUGGUAAGAAAUAUUUAUUUAUUUGUAGCCUCUGAUAUGGCUCUAGUUCAUGUUCAAAGUUAAA